Molecule: messenger RNA, 1017 nt
Organism: Colletotrichum tamarilloi
Lineage: Eukaryota; Fungi; Ascomycota; Sordariomycetes; Glomerellales; Glomerellaceae
Exons: 3
Coding region: 1-1017 (338 amino acids)
Biological process (GO): DNA-templated transcription
Molecular function (GO): zinc ion binding; DNA binding
Source: RefSeq, a predicted model, not a curated record
AUGUCUGACUGUGUCCGUCGGCACUCAGGAGACAUUGGAAGUAUGCUACAACAGUGGUACAGGACUGCCUUGUUCUGUCUCGAAGAAGCAGAUUAUAUGAGAAGUAGCACAAUUCGCCCUGUUCAGGCGAUUGCAGUACUUGGCAUGUGCUUCCACAAUUUCGGAGAUUCUGAUCUAUACCGUCAUCUCUGGAGCUGCGCAAUACGAAUCGCACGGAAUCUCGGGCUGGACAGCAUUCAAGCUCCACAUCCCCCUACGGAGCUGGGCCUCGAAGCUCAAAGGCGUCUAUGGUGGACCUUGAUCAUUUGUGAAUGGCUUGCGGUCCCUUACUAUGUGCCUCAAGUAGACGAAGGAGACUUCAAUGUUCCACUGCCUUCGGCAGAAUCUGAUCACGAAGGUCCCCACCCAGUGCUGUAUCACAUAUUCAUGGCACGAACCUCGACUGUCUAUCAUAGAUUUAGAUCAGCACUGCGGGAGGGCACGCGAUCAGUGGCUGAAGUCGUUCGCCUAGCUGAUGAUGAACUAGCAGAGGUCAUCAACACCUUGCCCAACCAUCUCCAACCCGAUAGUGGCAAAACCGAAGAAAUGCAGGAGCUAGAGCUGACCCACCCCUGGAUCAAAUGGCAACGUUUCGACAUCAGUCUCGUGCUUCUGCACCAUCGUAUGCGCAUCAAUCGUUCAUUACAAAAGGAGUGGCUAGCAGCUCCCGGUCUGUAUGAUUGGGCACGGGCAGUGUGUAUUCGUUCUGCUAUGGAUAUCAUCUGGAUUACCCAUAAUUGGGAUCAGCCAGUCGCAAUGCGACGACAAUGGGCUUUGUCGAUGCACAUCUUCGUUGCUGCCAUCUUUCUUCUCAGAGAAUCCCAUAGAGCAAAAGCCGGGGCUGAAGUUGACUUUACGGACGAGGUGCAACUCGCCAUUGAAUACCUGGACGAGGUCAAAUCACGCAACGCCAUAGCAGAGACGGCAGUUGCCAUCCUCAGGUCUUCACUGCAUGAGGCUAACAUGGAGUUACAGUGA